This is a messenger RNA of Hemibagrus wyckioides, 5087 nucleotides long. It is a transcript of the gene rbfox2, whose product is annotated as RNA binding fox-1 homolog 2. Gene Ontology annotation, molecular function: mRNA binding. The transcript has 13 exons. Gene Ontology annotation, cellular component: nucleus; cytoplasm. The coding region runs from base 943 to 2349 and encodes 468 amino acids. NCBI's taxonomy places the organism in Eukaryota, Metazoa, Chordata, Actinopteri, Siluriformes, Bagridae. The record is from RefSeq and is a predicted model, not a curated record. Gene Ontology annotation, biological process: regulation of alternative mRNA splicing, via spliceosome; nervous system development.
GAGAGAGAGAGAGAGAGAAGGGGGGAGGAGGAGGAGGACGCGGUUUCCUCUCCGCACGCGCCGCAGGAACACAGCGAACCGACUGGGAGGGAAAGCGCGAGCGGACGGAGAGAGAAAGGAAACCGAGCAGCACGAGCAGCACUCCGACUCCCCUUUGUUUGAAAGAAAAGCGGCCGCGACGGAUCGGAGGAGUCCUGAACGAUGAACCAACGAGCUCGGACGCGUUCUCGUGACAGCCAUCUUUAAGAGCGGGUUUUUUUCUCUCUCUGUGUGUGUAUGUGUGUGUGCGCGCGCGCGCGCGUGUGUGUGCUCGCAGGCUAAUUUUUUUGUAGGAUUAGGAGGAGGACGGUAGGGGAAAAAAAAAAUUCGCCCUUCCUUUGAGGUAGGAUAUGGAGCAUAGCAUUUAGCCUCCAUACUCCAUACCCCCCAGCCAAUUUCUAGCCGCUUUUCUUAACGUUUGUUUACUAACAUUUUGUUUUGUUGUCCAUAAUAUUUUCGCGGCACGUUGCUCUUUUUUUAUCCGCAGAGGUUUUUUUCCUCUCUCUCUCUCUCUCUCUCUUCCCGUGGCGCAUGCUACACAGUAUAUUUUGCAAUCUGUCUCUUGCACUCUAGUGCGUUUUAGGCCUUGAGUAGCAAAUUGGAAUCAAAUGUAACAUUAAAUCCGAGGCAUUGCUCAUGUAAGCUUUGAUUAUCGCACCGUAGAUACAAUCCGACUGGAAAUAAGCGUUUUAACAGACCGAGUGUUUAAGGCACAAAGCUUCAGUAAGGGGGGGGGGAACGUCGGCUACAAUCGGAUUAAUAAAAAAAUCAUCAUUUGGUAGCGCGUGCAAGAGGUUUUUAAGGCGCACUGCGUGAAGGUAAUUGUGGGAAUAAAUACUAAUAAUACUAAGAGGAAGAAGAAGAAGAAAAGCACACGGGGGAAAGGACGUCGGCGCGUUUUCAAUGUUAAUGUCGACCGACGUUGCGUCCAUCAUGCUGCCCGUUAGUCGGGGACUGAUGGAGCGGGACAGCAGGGACUUGGAGGCGACCGCCAGCCAGAACCCUCAGGCGCAGAACCAGAGCGCGAGCCCCAACCCGGUGCGGGGGAUGAAGCGUGGAGACCCGGAGCCUGACGCUCACGGAGCGGCUGCAGCUCCACUCGGGGACUCGGUAGGGGCCGAGUGUAAGAGACCUCGCAUGGAGGGCGGAGGAGACAUGAGCCAGAACAAUGAUCCACUCACCAUGGGCUUCCACGGAUACCCCUCAGCCAGCCAGGGUUCUCAGGAUGCUAUGGGGGCUCAGGAAGGCCUCGUCCCCCCACCGUACUCGUCCUUCCCUCCACCUCCACCUCCGCCGCCCCAGAACGGCUUGCCGCUGGACUUCGGAGGGAGCGGUAUUUACCCCGCAGGGGGCCAGGGGCAAGUGGAGGCGCCAGCAGGGAUCACUAACCCCCCUUCGGCCCCCAGCACACUCAACACACAAUUAUCGGAUGGUUCUCCCCAGGCCGAGGGCCAGUGUGUUUCCGGCAGCGGUUCAGGAGUAUCCGGGGCCGAAGACUCCGCAGACGGCAAAGUGACCCCGAAACGUCUCCACGUCUCCAACAUCCCCUUCCGCUUCCGAGACCCCGACCUGCGUCAGAUGUUUGGGCAAUUCGGGAAGAUCCUGGACGUGGAGAUCAUCUUCAACGAGAGAGGCUCUAAGGGCUUCGGCUUCGUGACGUUCGAGAACAGCGCGGACGCAGAGAAAGCCCGCGAGAGGCUACAUGGGACGAUAGUGGAGGGCAGGAAGAUAGAGGUGAACAACGCUACAGCUCGAGUGAUGACCAAUAAGAAGCUGGUCAGUCCAUAUGCUAACGGAGAGGGACUCAGCGCUCUGCCUUAUGUAGCUGGGUGGAAGCUGAGCCCCAUGGUGGGCGCGAUGUACGGGCCGGAACUCUACGCAGGUGAGGCGUUGGUUCCAGGGUUUCCGUACCCCACAGCAGCGGCGGCGGCUGCAGCUACUACAGCCGCCACCUUCAGGGGAGCUCACCUGCGGGGUCGCGGCCGGCCCGUUUACGGUGCUGUGCGCGCAGCCAUACCGCAACCCGCCAUUCCGGCAUACCCAGGAAUAGUGUUUCAGGACUCUGUGGUUAGUAGCAGAUUGCCGCAGGGUGGUUAUGCGGCGUAUCGCUACGCCCAGCCGGCCGCCGUAGCCGGUCCAACAGCAGCAGCAGCGGCAGCUGCUGCAGCAGCCUAUAGCGACAGUUAUGGCCGCGUGUAUGCGGCGGAUCCCUACGCUACAGCGCUAGCAGCACCCACGGCUGCAGCAUACGGAGUGGGCGCAAUGGCCACCCUCUAUAGGGGCGGAUACAGCAGGUUUUCUCCUUACUAACCUCCUGAAACCUCUCAGCUCCACCGACUUCGCCCAACCUUUUACCAACAGCCGGUCUCUUAGGAGUCCUUUUUUUUUUUUUUUUUUUUUUCUCGACAAAAUAUUAAAAAAAAAAAAACGAAACACACACCGCUUAAGAAUAAAUACUUGAGAAAGGAAAGUACAUCACUACAAGUGGGUUUUUAAAAAGAAAAUUCGAAUAAAACAAAAUAAAAAAAAAUUCACAUACGUAAAACUAACUUUACAAGACGAGCGAGACGCUGACCAAGGAAUUGCACGGCUGAGAAAAAAAAAAAAUUGUAUUCUUUCCUUCUUUGGCACGUUUCUCUGCACAUAUGCAUGCAGUAAUGGCUCUAGAGGAACAUUCUAGCGGCCAACAAACUCCAUGUGCACAGAGCGUCUGGACAACGACGGACAGAGUUUGUACAUCGCUCUUCUUCGAGUAUCACACUACAUCAUCCCCAGCCCUAACGAAGAAGCCUGCCCACUUCACCACAACGACUGUAAGAGGACACGGACCCCACGACAUACAGGAACCCUCGCACGUUCGUUCUUUAGGAACGGAACCCGAGAAAACACCACGAGAAAGGAGACGACCGUGUGAAGUGGUGGAUCUCCUCUUAAGGAAAAACGACUGGGAUGUAAAACGAAACUGACAGCUGUUACGGAUCGGCGGGAUUCUCCGCACGCAUAUGGGACGAUGUGUCAUAAAAUAACCUACAGAAAACCUUGCUUAGAUAUUUUUUUUCUUUUCUUUUUUUUUUUUGGGUGUUAAAAUUUACCUCCAGCUUUCGAAAGUCUUUUUUAAAAAGACGUACCUUUAAAAUUGAAUAGUAACAAUAUGCAAAUAAACUAGAUUAGAACAAAAAAAUGUUACCAAACUUCAUUAUUAUUAUUAUUAUUAUUAUUAUUAUUAUUAGACUAUUUCUUUAACAUGCCGUCCCUGUGACUCGUCGACUCCUAUUUAAAUGUGGAGGUUAUAUCAUGAAAUUAUCGAAAUGUAACACUAUAUAACACGAUUACGUUUAGAGGAAGAAGAAAAGAAACGCACACUUAAGAAUUUUUAUACAAUUUGUUUGGAUUGGAUUUUGGGGCUCCAGAGCCCCUUUUUACAAGAAUCAUCGUGUUGUCAAUUAUGCAACUUGCGUCAUUUCACGACAGGGUGUGCAGCAAGUGAAACUCCUGGAUAUUUUAAAGCCGUUAAACUACAUAGUAUUUUUUAUUUUUAUUUUUUUCUUCUUCUCGCUUCUCGACAUGUAUUUACUCUUUAUCUUCUGAAUAUUGAUAUUAUGUCUUAUGAAUUUUUGGUUCCAAAGAUUUUGUGAAGCACAUUUUUUGUUUUGUUUUGUUUUUUUUUUUUGUUUUGUUUAUAUGUAUGAGCCUAUGGUAAUUUCUGUUGUUUGCCUUGUUUUAUUUUUGUAUCAAUAGAUUUUACGGUUUGAUUUCUGAAGUGACUUAAAAAAAAAAAAAAAAAAAUCCAACAAAAAAAAAAAAUGGUUUGAACCGAAAUGGAUUUUUUUUUUUUUGCAGUGUCUGCUGUGCCAUCGACUUCCACAGUUUCCACCGUAAUUUAUUAACGAACCUAUCAGUCGAAUAUAAGCAGGUUAUUCUGUGGUCAGGAUUUAUCAGUGUACGUGCUUCGUUCCCGAGUCGUGUAUCAGUACUUCCUGUGCUGGAAUUGUUGGAAAAGCAUGAAAAAAAACAAAACAAACCCAACCCCCUGAGUUACCGGGUAUUAAUUGUGUAUGAAUUCGCCCGUUAUUAAAAAAUAUAUAUAUAUAUAUAUAUAUAUAUAGAUAUAUUUCAUCAGUGUUGCCUAGCAACGGUCAACACUUAUGACUGUAAGUAAAUACUAGAAAACAUUUCAUACUUUUUUCUUUUUUUUUUUUUAAUAUAUAUAUAUAUAUAAACCCCGCAUCUUUUUUGUUUUGUUUUGUUUUGUUUUAGUGUGAUUUUUGGGGUUGAAUUAUAUUCCACCGCUCCAAGCAAGUCCUGGAAGUGGAACGUUGUAUUAAGAUAUAAGGAAUUUUUCCCCGCUUCUCUCUCUGGAGAUGGACGGGUGUUAUAACUUCUUUUUGCUGUCCAUUAGGUACUUUGCAGCCUAUGCACUACGUUUCCUCAGUGUUAUCAAGAAAAUUUAAGACGUCAUUAGCUGCGAUCAACCUCCCCUCCACUUUUUUGCCUCGACUCUUCCAAAAUCUAUUGUUGGAUUAAUAAAAGAUGGAUUUGUUCCAUUUGUUUUUUUGUUUUUGUUUUUUUCUAGCCUUCCUAUGUGUAUAGUGACUUAAAAGUGCUACUGUUAAAACAGUAGUCCAAAAGCCAGACGGACAGGAUUAGACUCAUCUCAGUCCAGUGAUAUUUAUUAACGAAUUCCAUCAAACUGAGAACGGAAUUCUGAUUAGGAUCCGAUUGGAAAAAUCCUGCGUCGGAUUCGGACAGGAUCCCGACGAAGAGCGCGCGAGUCUAGAAUUGUUGGAUGGUCUUUAUAGAGCACAGGUUUCCAAUAACGUUCAGCUGUACAGUCAGGGUGGGAAAGGCGUCCCAAUCCUAUCCUAUAUCUCCUUUCCAUCUUUGCACAUUAUUAUAUAAUACAUGUUGUGCAUAUUAUCCUUUAGUUUACAAUGUGAGUGUGUUUUCGGUUUGAACUCUUCCUCUCUGCAUACUCGGAUGCCAUUUGUGAUGUAAUUUGUAUCUGAAUGUCCAUAUAAACUGUUUUUUUUAAAUAUAUGCAGAAACGA